Molecule: messenger RNA, 1755 nt
Organism: Colletotrichum spaethianum
Lineage: Eukaryota; Fungi; Ascomycota; Sordariomycetes; Glomerellales; Glomerellaceae
Exons: 2
Coding region: 1-1755 (584 amino acids)
Source: RefSeq, a predicted model, not a curated record
AUGUCUUCCUUCCAAGCCGUUAACGUUAUCUGGAACGCUCCUGCCGGCCCAGAUGGAACCAACAACAUGUGGGUUUUGGAGCACUGCCAAACUCUCUUCGAGGAAUGCCGCAUUCAGAAUCUCAGCGACAAUCUCCCUGAUCCGACUAAGCAAACCACGAACGCCAUCAAGAUGCCGCAGAAAUCACAGCACGCGCAUCCCGAAGACCUCAAGCCACUCGAAGGGUUCACAGACCCGGCUACUGAAGACCCUAUUACUCCGCUGAGACCUCCCAACUGUCCUGGUCCGUCUGAUCAGGGCGACGGACCUGCUCCCAUGUGGAUUCCGAGUAACAACGCGUCUGCCAUAAGCAUGAUGUAUAAUCGCUGGGGCAAGGGCUUUUCGCAAGAUGGUUCUUGGGGGAAGUGGACAAACAACGAGUCAAAAACCUACCUCCCUGGUAUCUACAACGCGGUUGGACAUUUGGUUAAGCAGUCUUGGAUGGCCUCUGACGAUGUCCAAAGUCUUGCGGCAUUUGCUGCUCGAGAUGCCAAGGUCAAUUGCUUUGUUGCCGACAGCCCUCCUUGGAGCCGCGACACCCCUACUGUGACGGCCAGACCUGAUCAGAAGGACCGGAUUCGAAAGGCGGACUGCCUGGCGUUCGUUACCCAUCACAUCAAUCAUUUCACUGCCCUCUUCGUUAACCAAGUUACUGGACGAUCUUUCUGGUAUGACAGUAUGUGGAGAGACGGAGAUGCAACCCUUCGGUACGCUAUUGAUAUGGACCGUCUCUGCAAGUUCUAUCAGAGCGUCAAUGCUGCCCCCAACCUGAUCAAGGUGAUCCGCAUGAAAGCAGGCAUUGUGAUCGGCCCUCAACAGCCUGACGAGUGGACUUGCGGAAUGCAUGCAGCGGAAUUCAUCAGAUGCUGCAUCCGAGACAACGUUACCAACAUCGCAAAGAGUCCGACUUGGACGAAGGUUUGGAACGAUAGCAGAGGCAACGUCAUUGACCACGUUAACCAUUUCUGGCGUCAAUGGGUUACUGAAGAGUUCAGUAAACCAGGAAACUACGGCAGAAAGGACCUUCGCAAUAAGCCGAGGCUUGUACUGGACAGUUAUGACAAGAGACUUCGACAAGAAGCAUCCAGCAAGCCUGAUCAGACUAAGGAGGACACACCGGAAUUCUCUAACACCUUUCCUGGGACUUUUAAGCCCAUCAAAAAGACGCCUUCUUCAGCACCUCAAGACGACGAUCUCACCAGUCUCUUUGGUUCGAUGCGCCCCCCCUCAGAUACUGGUGCGCCACAGGACCAGCCAGGCUUCUCUACCACGCCAGCCCCAGAAGGUAACGUGGUGAGGCCAUCUCCUAAGCCUGAUCAGGCUCAGGAUGUAGACGACGAAGAGGAGCGAUUGUCUAAUGUGGCUUCUACUGCGUACAUGAAGGCUGAAGGACAGCGAAAUGCUUAUGAGAAAGCCCUGUUCAAUACACAGGAGCAGCGCCACAAGCUAAGGGAGCGCAGGGUCAAGUCUAUUACCGACUACACCAGGGACGAAUAUGUUAGUAUGUUCGAGAACCCUUAUGAGACGGUGGCAGUGCGACAGCGCCCUUGGCAGCUGUUUCUACGACCUACAAUUGCACCUGGAUGGGAGGGUCAUAAGCGGUAUGAUCAGGGACGGGAGUGGGAUGCUAAGUUCGAGGAGGAGCGUCUCGAGGCUGAGAGGGAGGCAGCUCGUAACGAGGCGAGUGGCUCGAGAUACUCUUUCCGCCGCCGCUAG